Molecule: messenger RNA, 1325 nt
Organism: Sebastes umbrosus (honeycomb rockfish)
Lineage: Eukaryota; Metazoa; Chordata; Actinopteri; Perciformes; Sebastidae
Gene: acat2
Product: acetyl-CoA acetyltransferase 2
Exons: 9
Coding region: 1-1188 (395 amino acids)
Biological process (GO): fatty acid beta-oxidation
Molecular function (GO): acetyl-CoA C-acetyltransferase activity
Source: RefSeq, a predicted model, not a curated record
AUGAACACCGAGCCUGUUGUCAUCGUCUCUGCUGCACGGACACCUAUUGGGUCCUUGAACGGCGCUCUGUCCACUGUCCCUCUGCCUGACCUGUGCUCAGUGGUGAUCAAGGACGUUCUGAAGCGGGCUGGGGUGAAGCCAGAUGAGGUCUCUGAGGUUAUCAUGGGACACGUCCUAACAGCAGGUCAGGGGCAGAACCCGGCGCGUCAGGCCAGCGUUGGGGCUGGUAUCCCCUACCCCGUCCCGGCCUGGAGCUGCCAGAUGGUGUGUGGCUCUGGGCUGAAGGCUGUGUGUCUGGGAGCUCAGUCCAUCCAGACUGGAGAGUCCGCUGUGGUGGUGGCAGGGGGCAUGGAGAGCAUGAGCCGGGCUCCUCACACACUGCAAAUGAGAGCUGGAGUGAAGAUGGGCGAUGCGUCCCUGCAGGACUCCAUGGUGGCCGACGGCCUGACAGACGCCUUCCACGGCUACCACAUGGGCAUCACAGCUGAGAAUGUGGCGAAGCAGUGGGAAGUCAGUCGAGAGGAGCAGGAUCUGUUCGCCGUCCAGUCCCAGAACAAGACGGAGGCUGCACAGAAAGCAGGACAUUUUGAUCAGGAGAUCGUCCCGGUCAUGGUGCCGUCCAGAAAAGGUCCGGUGGAGGUGAAGACGGAUGAGUAUCCUCGCCACGGCAGCAACAUGGACAGCAUGUCCAAACUGAGACCCUGCUUCAUUAAGAACAGCAGUGGCACCGUCACCGCUGGCAACGCCUCAGGUAUUAAUGAUGGAGCAGCAGCAACUGUCCUAAUGAGCCAAUCAGAGGCUGGGAGGCGUGGCCUAAAACCCAUGGCCAGAAUCGUAGCGUGGGCUCAAGCUGGCCUUGACCCUUCUAUCAUGGGAACUGGACCAAUACCAUCCAUCAGGAAAGCGGUUGAGAAAGCCGGCUGGCAGCUGGAUCAAGUCGACCUAUUUGAGAUCAAUGAAGCUUUUUCUGCCCAGUCUAUUGCUGUGGUCAAAGAGCUUGGCCUGAAUCUAGACAAGGUGAAUGUGAGCGGAGGCGCCAUCUCUCUGGGCCAUCCCAUCGGUAUGUCCGGCUGCAGAGUGCUGGUGACCUUGUUGCACGCGCUCCAGAGGACUGGAGGUCAGAAGGGCGUGGCUUCUCUCUGCAUUGGAGGAGGGAUGGGCAUCGCCAUGUGUGUGGAGACGGUUUGAGUCGAAAACCUAAUGCUGCUUCAUAGAUUGCACUCUGAUCUUUUUAAUGUAUAAGGGAUACUUAAAACUGUAAAGUCGUUUACAUGGCAGGUCAUGACAUAAAACAGUAACGGUUUACCUGGAUUCUUCCAAAUCAC